Molecule: messenger RNA, 3447 nt
Organism: Schistosoma bovis
Lineage: Eukaryota; Metazoa; Platyhelminthes; Trematoda; Strigeidida; Schistosomatidae
Source: the annotation of a GenBank genome assembly
CAAACCUUUCUUGAAAAAUGUCUAGUGAGGUUUGUAUUUUUGAAAUAAGAAUGACCGAUACGCUGCAAAGGUUCUCAAAAAGUUAAUAGUCUUAACUGUUUAGGAUUCUACUCUGUUUGUUUACAUCAGUACGGUACCCAUAUUGUUGGCAGUAAGUGGAAGUGCGCCCUAAUUGAUAAUGGUCUUGAGACGAGGAGAGUCUAAUAGCCGUGGUUGGCGCUCUAAAAGCAAUCAUCGUUGCUGCUUCAAUUCCCUGUUUAGAAACAAAGAAACUAGAUAUGUAUCGGAUUCUGUUUGUUCCACUUCUUCUUCAUCAGCUGGUCAUCGAAAACGGUCCAGCACAUCCGAAAAAGCAUCCUCUGGUUAUGGUUGUUCAGACCCUAAAAGACGUCGUGUUUCAGAACGUAGUAAAAGGCGGAAUCAUAGUUCCCAUGUAUCAGUUCCUAAUUUCAAUCAUACAACGAGCACAUGUAAGGCAGUACGUAUCUCUGGUGAUAAGGGCCGUCCUCGAGACCGUUCUAACAGUUCCUCCUGCAGUGGCAUCGCUCCUAGUCAUGUUACCAAACCUCCGCCUCACCAUCCAACUAAGCGAGAACGGCAGCGUAGUCCAAGUAUCGAAAUCCAUGAUGGGCAUUCAAUGCGCGUUCACUUACAUAAUGGGCAAUUUCCUGGUUCUCCGAGACUCCCUGACAGAGAUGACAAGCAAAUAGCACGUCGGAAGAGAGAAGAAAAGCGUCGCGAUGAAAAAGCACGAAGGAAAGCUAGUCAUGAGCAUCACAAACGCAAACCAUCUGCUAUUGUACCGGUCGGUGACACUAUCAAGCGACGCUUUCGAGUGGAGAAGAUACUAGGAGAGGGUAGCUAUGGGCAAGUUUUUGAAUGUUUUGACUUGUACACAAAUUCGUUGACUGCUGUCAAGGCUCUUAAACCUCAGAGUGAUUAUAGUGAUGCUGCGCGUCACGAGGUUAAUGUUUUAGAAACUAUUGCAAGAUUAGAUGCCAAAGAUCGAUCCCAUUGCAUAUCAUCUAUAGAUUUCUUCGAAUGGCAUGAACACUUCUAUAUUGUAUUUCCUCUACUUGGUCCAAGUGUUUUUACAUUUCUUGAAAAAAAUGAGUACGAACCGUACACCAUUGAACAAUGUGCAAUAAUUAUCCGACAGUUGUGUGAGGCUGUUGCCUUUUUGCAUCGAAAUAAGCUCACACACACAGAUUUAAAACCUGAGAAUAUUUUAUUUGUUGAUGGUACUUACGACGAAGUUUAUGUCAACCAUCGUGGCAGAACAGUACGGCGAAUCCGUAAUCCAUCCAUAAAGCUUAUAGACUUCGGAUCAGCCACUUUCGAUGAAGAUCACCACUCGACUACCAUACAGACACGGCACUAUCGUGCUCCUGAAGUUGUUAUGGAGCUUGGAUGGGAUCGAUCUGCUGAUGUAUGGUCUAUAGGAUGUAUUUUGUAUGAAUUGGUGACAGGACAAUGUUUAUUCAUGACACAUGAUAACCUUGAGCACCUAGCUAUGAUGGAACGUUUACUAGGGACUCUCCCAAAAUGUAUGACAAAGGUGUCCCGUCGACGACGAUAUUUCCGCCAUGGUCGGUUAGAUUGGUCUCCUGCUUCUUCAGAGUCUCGUUACGUUAGGAGAGUUCUGAAACCUCUUGGUGACUACUGGUUUUCUAAUUCUGACCUUUACAAGCGCCUGGCUUUCGAUCUUGUAAAAGAGAUGUUGGUGUACAUUCCGUCAGAACGAAUUACCUGUUCCAGAGCACUAGAGCAUCCUUUUAUUCUUUCGUUUCAUAGUUGAAAUUAUUCACUACCCCUGUACAAUAUCCCCCCUGACUAUGAUUAUCAUUGUUAUUUUUGUGAAUAUUUGUUUUCUUUGCAAUGGAUACAUAUGUCGGCCAUCAGUAGCACUACAGGUUUUUCUUACUUCGUUAAGGUUUGAAAGCUUUAUUUUCGUAUUUUCUAAAAUUCGACAGCAGAAAAAAUAACAACAAUCAUCUCUUCAAAACGUCUUUAUUUAUCUGGUUCCCGACCUCCACUUUUACACUAGUCUAGACUUCCUAAAAGUUCAUAAAAUUCAGAGUUAAAGAUUUUGUCUAGCGUCAUCGCACUGCCAUCCGUGUCUGUUCCAUAAACUAGCUUCAGGACCGUCCUCACCCUGUAAAAUAAGUUAAGUCAGGCAAAAAACUACUUUUUAUUUCUGUUCUUCAUACGAUGAGUGGGUAUUGUUCUCAAAAAAUCCUUCAGAGUUAAUGCUCUUUCAGUAAUUUUCUUCGGGAGUCCUGUAGCAUGUGCUGUACUAAUUGCCUCGCUUCUUAAGUUCAAACCAUUGACUGCUUCAUAAAGACACACCACUCUUCCUUCAUGAGGGACUGUCCUCAUUGUCUUGUGUUAAGAACAUCAAAAUGUUUCUCAAGCUGAAAACUUACCAGGUAUUGCACUUGCGGUCCAUACAUUUGGAGUUGCCUUAGUAUUGUAUGGUUGUGGGUAGCUAUGAUGGUAUACGGACAUUCAUUUCUCAGCAAUAGGAAUUCUGUCAUAGCGAUUGUAAGCGCAUCUAACUCUAACUGAAAAAAUGAAAAUUUGGUUACAAUAUGUGUGGUUAUAGUAGUUUUACAUGUUUUAGGUAUUUAUUAGUAAUUAUAUCUUGAUAAAUAGAUUUGUCGUACAUGGUUCUAUGGGUUGUCUUAUGCUAUGCUCUUGUCAAACAUCGGGAAUACUCGUUUUUAUUCGCUAUAUAUAUAUAUAUAUAUAUAUAUAUAUAUAUAUAUAUAUAUAGCAUUUUGUGGAUUUCGUAGCAUCCCGUUUGUUAUGUAUUGUAGUCAAGUUUCUUGAUUUAUAAGAGUUUGGUAUUAAUAGUUUAAAUUUACAUCACUGCAUAUUCCGGACUAGAACUCCGAUAUGCAUCGAUGUAAACAUUUGUGUGGCGUCCUAACUACACCAUAACCAAACAAACCUGUAUUAGUAGUUUUACCAAACUUUAGUUAAACAUAAUUCCUGUCACUCUAACUCAUCUUCCCGUAGUAGUUUCUAGGUGUUAGACUUACCUUAUUUACGGACUUUGCAAACUCGUCCAUUAUUAUCAAAGUUUUGCUUGUUAAGUUUCUUAAAGCAACUGAGGCCAUUUGAAGUGCCAUCAUAUAGGUCGAACAGUUAUCUCUUUCAGUAGAGUUUGUACCUGUGAGUAUAUGUAUUGCAUCAAACGCAGAAAUUGUUGCCCCUUCAGCCGGAAUAUAGCUUCCUAUGUGCGUUAAGUAAAUUAUUAAGGCGAUCUACAAGUAAACAAAAAAGCGUAAACAUGCUAGGCAAGUAUAUUUUUAUGCUCAUAUUUGCUAGCAGUGUACUUUACCUCGGUAAAUAAGUGCUCAAGUCCUCACUAGGAUAUUAAGGUACGAGAACUUGUAAUUCCCAACCUUAAAUUACAUCUAAUAAUAACUAGCGUUGAUACAC